Lactuca saligna is the source of this 585-nucleotide messenger RNA. Lineage: Eukaryota; Viridiplantae; Streptophyta; Magnoliopsida; Asterales; Asteraceae. The record is from the annotation of a GenBank genome assembly.
AUGAUGAUGAAAGAGUCAGUGCAAGAAAGUGAACCAGAGAUAGUACAUGGUGUGGGUUCUGAAGCAAGGCAUGUUAUAAGAACAACAACACACCCGGUCUUCUUUCUGACUCUGUCAUGCAGAAAUCGAUUGCAUCACUCUGUCAUGGUGUGGGUUCUGAAGCUUGCUGCCACCUUUUGGAGCUGUGUGGAGCAUUCCACUGAGGCCACUCCACCAUUCCAACAUCGCACCACAACAGCGCCUGCAUCUGCUGCAUCUUCUCCAUCAUUGGAUUCUGGUUCUGGAAAGCUCUCUCUUUUUGAAGCAGAAGGCACAAUCUCAGCUUCUUGGAAUUUUCAGUUGACUGGCUCGGGAGAGAGAUGCUUGAGAUGCGACAAGGUAGAACAUGAUGAUGAAAGAGAAAGUGAACCAGAGAUAGUACAUGGUGUGGGUUCUGAAGCAAGGCAUGUUAUAAGAACAACAACACACCCGGUCUUCUUUCUGACUCUGUCAUGCAGAAAUCGAUUGCAUCACUCUGUCAUGGUGUGGGUUCUGAAGCUUGCUGCCACCUUUUGGAGCUGUGUGGAGCAUUCUAGGUGGUUGUAA